Molecule: messenger RNA, 5213 nt
Organism: Micropterus dolomieu (smallmouth bass)
Lineage: Eukaryota; Metazoa; Chordata; Actinopteri; Centrarchiformes; Centrarchidae
Gene: myt1b
Product: myelin transcription factor 1b
Exons: 24
Coding region: 151-4200 (1349 amino acids)
Biological process (GO): regulation of transcription by RNA polymerase II
Cellular component (GO): nucleus
Molecular function (GO): RNA polymerase II cis-regulatory region sequence-specific DNA binding; zinc ion binding; DNA-binding transcription factor activity, RNA polymerase II-specific
Source: RefSeq, a predicted model, not a curated record
UUCAUUGUGGCUGAUGUGAAGGUCUACAGUUACUUUCAAAGUUUAGAGAACGUUUGGGGGAAUUAUAGCUAAAAGUGUUUUUGAGACGUUUUAAAGUCAGAGUCUACAUUUAAGUGGGAGUUUAUUCGAAGCUUUUGUCAGAGGAGGCACAUGGUGAUGUAUAUUCUUCAUCUCAAGGUCAACGGGUCGUCAAUAGCUGCGCUCACACACUCUGACUGUGACCAGGCCAUGAAGGAAUGUGAAUUCUCUGAGAAAGAAAAUGAGUUUCGGGGCGAGCUGGUGAACCAGCGGUGGACACGAGGCGAGAGGACCAGCAGCCGCUGUCAGGCCUCCCAGAGACUGCAGAGCCGUCGACCAAUCAUGAUGAGUGUAGAGGGUGAUGACAAGCGAACUCGCACUCGGUCCAAGGGAAUCAGAGUUCCUAUUGAACUCGUAGGACAAGAGCUGAGCUGCCCCACCCCUGGAUGCAAUGGCUCUGGCCAUAUCAGUGGGAGAUAUUCACGACACAGAAGCGUUCUGGGUUGCCCUAUAGCCAGAAAGCGCCGUCUAGAGGAAGCAGAGGCAGAGCAGGAGCAAGAGCAGGAAACAGAGCGGCCGGCCUCCAAGAGGAAGUCCCACCCUCUGAAACUGGCCCUGGAUGAGGGCUUCAGUGCAGAAAGCGACGCAAGCAGCGAGGCUGAGGGCGAGAGAGAGAAAGAUGGAGAGAAAGCAGGAAAGACAAAGGAGGUGGAGGAGGAAGAGGAGAGGGAGACAGCAGUAGAGCAGGAGAGAGAGGAGAUGACAAAAGACCUGACGCAGAACGCACAGACAAAUGGACGGGAGGAGGAAGAGGAGAGGGAAGAAGAAGAGACAUAUCAGAAGGGGGAGAACACAUUUGCAGCUGAUGAAGAGGAGGAGUGCGUGAUCAUCGAGCCUGAGCUCGGAGCAGCGCCACCUGCAGCUGAGGAGUGUCAGUCUCCCUCUCAGAGCACUGAAGAGGUGGCCAACUCGCUCCUCCACCUCGGCCGACUUUCCAACAACAAUGCUCCGACUGUGGCCAUUCAGCAGCCUGUUGCUAUGGAGACUGAGGAGGAUGUCACCGUGGCAGUGAAACAGGGUGAAGUAGUAAAGGACGAGCAGGAGGGGGACAUGAAUGAGGGGGAAGAGGAGGAGAUGGCACACAGAGUUCAAGUGUUGGCAGAGUCAUCUGAUCUGCGGAGAAAAGCUGCUGAAGUGGAGCAAGAGGAGUUGGAUGAGGAGGUGGAGGAUGAGCAAGAAGAGUGCCCAGAAAGGAGCAACCACAUGAGCCAGGAGAACCUGCAAUAUGUGACUGAAGAUGUCCACCAGAUGAAAGAUGAGGAGGAGGAAGAAGAGGAGGAGGAGGAGGAGGAGGAGGAGGAGGAGGAGGAGGAGGAGAUGGCAAUGGCAGCACAGCAGAGGCAGUGUACUCCAGCAGAAGAAGAUGAAGAUGAGGAGAAAGAUGAAGAGGACCACAGGGAGGUGCACCACAUCCUGCCCGUUUCUGAUGUGCCAACUGCCAUCCGUACCAUCACCAGCACUGCAGCAGCUCAGGGAACACACAUCAAGGCUGAAGACCACAGAGCCAGUCCUCUGGAGGACUACAACUCACACAGGGCGAGUCCCCUUGAAAACUACAACACCAACAGAGCCAGUCCACUUGAUAAAUAUGACUCUCAUAAUCCUAGUCCGCUUCAAAACUACAAGGCCAGUCCUCCUUUAAGCUACAGCUCGCACAGGGCUAGUCCACUUGAGGACUACUUUCCCAACAUCAGAGGUGAGAACUAUAAAAUCCACAAAGCCUCGUCCUCCGCCUCUCCCGACAUUAUCGAGGUGACAUCAGAUAAGUCAGAGGAGAAAGACUUUGAUGACAUGGAUGGGGACGACGAGCGCGAUGAUGAAGACAGCCUGUCACAGCGCUCCACAGUGACAGACGAGUCGGAGAUGUUUGACAUAACCCGAGGGAACCUGGGCCUGCUGGAGCAAGCUAUCGCCCUGAAGGCAGAGCAGGUGAAGCCGGCCGGGCCCAGAGAGCUGCUUGGCGCCCCAGAUAUCCACCACCAGAGAUACUUCACCAUUGAUGACAGGCCCAAGCACCUGGACAUCAUCCGCAAGAGCUACUUCAGCAAAGAGAGUAGUAGGCCAGAGAAGAGGGAGAUCAAGUGUCCCACCCCCGGGUGUGAUGGGACGGGUCACGUGACCGGUCUUUACCCCCACCACCGUAGCCUGUCAGGCUGUCCGCACAAGGACAGGAUCCCCCCGGAGAUUCUGGCCAUGCAUGAGAAUGUGCUGAAGUGUCCAACUCCUGGCUGCACCGGUCAGGGCCAUGUCAACAGCAACCGUAACACACACCGCAGUCUUUCUGGAUGCCCCAUUGCUGCUGCGGAAAAGCUGUCCAAGGGCCACGAUAAGCAGCUGCUCUCUCAGCCUGGCAGCGAGCACCUCAAAGGAAGUCCAAACGACAGAGUGUUAAGGCCCAUGUGCUUUGUGAAGCAGUUGGAGGUGCCCCAGUAUGGCAGCUACAGACCCAACAUGGCACCCGCCACGCCUCGCGCAAACCUGGCCAAGGAGCUGGAGAAGUACUCGAAGGUGUCCUUCGAUUAUGCAAGCUUCGACGCUCAAGUGUUCGGGAGGCGCAUGCUUGCUCCAAAGAUGCCCACCAGCGAAAUCUCACCCAAAGCCUUCAAAACUAAGCCCUCAUUCCCCAAGUCAUCGUCGCCCAGCCUCAGUCUCCAUGCUUAUGGAAAGAGCUCCUCUUUGGCCUAUGACUACUCCCAUGAUGCAGAGGCUGCUCACAUGGCUGCCACGGCCAUCUUGAACCUGUCUACGCGCUGCUGGGAGAAACCCGAGAACCUCAGCACCAAACCCCAAAACAAGGAGAUGGACAUUGAGGUGGAUGAGAACGGCACUCUGGACCUGAGUAUGAAGAAGCCCAUUAAACGAGAGGGCAGUCUGUCCGGUACCAGCCCCGGGGUUCGGUCCCCAGACCCUUCUUCCUCCUCCUCUUCCUCGCUCCAUCACGGUGGAAGCAGUGGGAUGACAUCACCAAACUUACACGCCUACAAGCAGGAGGAGUGGGAGGGACCUCUGGAUUACACCAAACCCAACCGCCAAAGGGAGGAGGAAAUGGACGAGAUGGAGCACACAGGCCAGUCAUUCGUCUCAUCCGAACCAGAGGACUGUGACAUGAUGCAGGACUCUCUGGAGGAGAGGAAGUACCCAGGAGAGGUUACGACCCCAAGUUUCAAGGUCAAAUUCCAACCCAAGGAUAGCAAGAAAGAUCUGCUCUCGUGCCCCACACCUGGUUGUGAUGGCAGUGGUCACAUCACUGGAAACUAUGCGUCCCAUCGCAGAUGCCCCACUCCAGGAUGUGACGGCUCAGGUCACAUCACAGGAAACUACGCCUCUCACAGAAGUAUCUCUGGGUGCCCGCGUGCCAAGAAAAGUGGAAUUAAAACUCCUACCAAGGACAACCAGGAGGACUCCGAGCUUUUAAAGUGCCCGGUGCCAGGCUGCGACAGCCUGGGUCACAUCAGUGGGAAGUAUGCCACACACCGUAGCGCCUACGGGUGUCCGCUGGCGGCCCGCAGACAAAAGGAGGGCCUCCUGAAUGGCACACCCUUCAACUGGAAAGCCUUCAAGACAGAGGGGCCAACUUGUCCCACUCCAGGUUGUGACGGCUCUGGACAUGCUAACGGAAGCUUCCUCACACACCGCAGCCUCUCAGGAUGCCCCAGAGCCUUAUUCGCCAAGAAGAAGGCCAAGUUCCCCACAGAGGACUACCUGAGCACCAAGUUCCGAGCCAGUGAUGUUUUGGACAACGAUGAGGACAUCAAGCAGCUCAACAAAGAGAUUAACGAUCUCAAUGAAUCCAACAAUGAAAUGGAGGCUGACAUGGUCAACCUGCAGACUCAGAUCUCCUCCAUGGAGAAGAACCUGAAGAGCAUUGAACAUGAGAACAAGGUGAUCGAGGAGCAGAACGAGGCCCUGUUCAUGGAGCUGUCUGGCCUCAGCCGCGCCCUAAUCCGCAGCCUUGCUAAUAUACGCCUGCCACAUAUGCAGGAGCCAAUCACCGAGCAGAACUUUGACAGCUAUGUGAGCACCCUGACCGACAUGUACACCAACAAGGACUGCUUCCAGAGCCCCGAGAACAAGGCUCUGCUGGAGAGCAUCAACAAAGCAGUGAAGGGCAUCAAAGUCUGAGGCUCGACACACAUACACACACACUCACACGCACACACACACACGGAGAGAGCGCAAACUGUCCUAAAGCGCAGGAGCGUGACGGAGGUGGAGAUGAAAGAGAGAUGUUGGAAUAUUCUACAAUAUAUUGAAAUAUGAUUCAAAAACAAAAAGGGAAUUCAGGUUAUUUAAAUAAACGGCAACUUAAAAAAGUCAACCCAGGGAGCACUCUGUUUGAAGAAAAGUGACGCGGACCAAAAUCCACACCAUGCUGCUGCUGGGAUUAGGAGGAGGAAACAGAUCCUUCAGUCAGACUGGAUGGAAACGAAGCAUAAUGUUACCAGAGACUGUAUCUGGGGGUUUUAAUACACUGUAUGUUUGCCUGUUGUCUCUUUUGUGUCCUGAACUGUUUUUGGAGAGGGUUGUUCAUUUUUUGCGCUUCACACCAACUGAAACAUGGAGGAACGUGUACACAGGACUGCUCACAGGAACUUGGUGACAGGAAGACGAGGAGCUGAUGACUCUCAGUACUGUCCUGUAGCAUACACUGCGUGCAAGUGUGUGCUUUCACCGGCUCCACAAGCUCUCUGAUUCAUGACCGCACACACCCCGGCAAUAUGAAGCAUGCACUAAACUGAGUAUGUGUUUGCUUUGUGGUAUUACUGUGGUAAACAUGUCAACAGCGCAACGUUGACUCAGUUUAGCGGGAAAAAACAUUCUUCAAGCAAGGUCAUGAGACAGAUCCAGGGCUGUUUAUUUUUCAUGGAACAGCUGAUAUCAUGAUUUAAAAAGCAGCAGAUAAAUCCUUCUCCCCCCUUUUCUUAAAGCUGAAAUGAUAAUAGUAAUAGUGUGCACACAUUUCACAUUCAGUUAGUCAUAUCAAUAGUAUUUAUCAACAUAGGAUUUGCACUUCAUUUCAAUGAAUAGUUUUUGUGGUACAAUAAUUAUUGUUAUAUAUGAAUUAUUUAAAGUUGUGAACUUUUAAAUUGUAACUUAUUGCCAUUUAUGUUAUUGAGGUUUAUUUAUUUGAAGCA